AGAGACCUUGACAAAAACGUCAUUUGUUUGGAUGGAAACAACAUAGAACGUUUUGUAAAAAAAAUGACGAACGAAACACCGACAACUGAGGGGCAAUCAGGAGAAGAAGAACCCGUAGAAGAGGUAGAGGUUUUGCUUCCGAACACUACGAUUGUAACUCACUGUGUAUUGAAAAAUGAUGUAGAGAGACUUACAAAAAGUUUUGAGAGCGACGAGGAUCCCUAUAAAGAGACAGUUGCCGAGCUGAUAAACCAGCGUGAUGAAGAUGGGAAGACACCCCUCGAUAUUGCAGCUACGUUAGGACGCGUAGAUAUUGCUAAAGAACUUAUUGCACGAGGAGCUGAUGUGAAUUCUGUAACAACAAAAGGCUAUUGUGCCCUUCAUCAUGCCAGUGCGUGGGGACGUAUUGGUGUACUUAAAGUUCUCAUCGAAGCCCAGGCUGGGCUACAGCAGAGAAACACAAAUAAUGAACGGCCGAGGGAGACUGCGCUAAGAUACCACCAAACAGAGUGUGUGGAUUACCUAGAUUGGGCAGAAGCUAAAGUGGCUCUACAGGAUGCUAUCCGCACUGCACAGGAAACACUUGCAGACCCUGAGAAGGUGCAAGGCAGACUCAAUAAAGAUGACAAGAACCUGACCCUGAACACAUGUAAGGAGAAAACAGAGUGGGUUGAUAGUACGACUGAUGCUACCACACAGGACUUCCUCAUACAGAAACAGGCUUUUGACGAAAUUCUAGCCCCCAUCUACCAGAAACUGUCGGAGCCAGUGGAAACACCACAGAGAGGCCAGAAAAAAAGUAGAUAGGCAUCUAAAAUAGUGGACAUUGAGGUGUGUAUCCAGUGAUCUGAUGUUUAACAACGGAAAAGUAUCACAGCACAGUCAAGAUGUUGGACAGGGUUGGAUGGAAAUGGCACUCAAACCCUGAGAAUACUUUGGAUACAUUGAGAAUUAAGUGUGUUGAUGUAUAUAACCCCAGACAAACUUUAGUCAAAACAGCAAAUAAACCGUCCAUAUUUAUUGAUUUCAAUUUCACAUACUUCAAAACAUUGUACUUGUAUUUGCCACAUAUUUCUACAAAAUGUUUUAUUUUUAUCAAAUAAAAUGUCUCUCAAAUGUA
Messenger RNA from Mizuhopecten yessoensis (Yesso scallop), 1120 nucleotides. RefSeq names its product ankyrin repeat domain-containing protein 45-like. The record is from RefSeq and is a predicted model, not a curated record. Gene Ontology annotation, molecular function: protein binding. Bases 64 to 807 code for a protein of 247 amino acids. The transcript has 6 exons. NCBI's taxonomy places the organism in Eukaryota, Metazoa, Mollusca, Bivalvia, Pectinida, Pectinidae.